CUAGAGGGUGGUGGAAGGGCGCUUGGGCGCAUGAUAUUCUAGUGAGCCCUUCACCCGUUCGCCAUCUUCUGCUCGCCACAAACACAACUUGAUAGACGCGUGUUGUGUGUACAUCUUACGUAUGAUACGUCCACACCAUAGGCGAGGACUUGAUCGCGAGCUGAGCUUAUCUCCAGCGAGCAGGACAGUAUCAAGUUGAUACUCUCCUGCUAUGAGCGCUGUGCUUGAACGGUGGAUGCAGCCCGGCCCCGUUCAUUUUGUGAAUGGAUUUGCCAUGAAACCACGUCAUGAAAGUUGCGCUGAGUACCAUGCACAGUGCAUGCAUGUCCCCACCCCCGCUUGCAACAGCGUUGGGCUCUCGCCCGACAGCCUAAAGCAGAAGGAGUACGUGUUCCAUCGAAACUUACGAGAGUCAGCGGUGGUCAGAUCGCAGGCCAAAACGCGUUGGCACUACGAUCAAACCACACGAGAUCUGGAUUUCGUGCCAAAUCCUUGUUGAAUCGACAGAAGGAAGCGCGUUCACCGAAGCUUCACCUCCACCGAGGCGAGCCUUGCAAUCGACCACGACGACUGGACCGAGACGCGCGUGGCUAGCGAGAACAAUGCGAGAUUCAAUCCCUCCCGGGGUCAAUUUUCGCGUCGAGGAACAAUUGCUCUCUGCACCGCCAAAACCCAACGGAAGCUCGGGCCUGUCCUGACAGUGGUUGGAUCAUAGUCGCACUUCAAUUCGGCCCCACCUCGCUAACGACGAACGCCUGGCCUGACCCGCACCACCUUUUCCUGCUUGGAAGAGUACCAUGUGCUCUCGAUGUCAAAACAUUGCCUUCGGGCGAGCAGCACUGGUCACAGCUCACUCUGCUCAAUAAUUGCUGCCGUUACGCUGGACUUGUGAUCAUGCGCACGAGUGAAAGGCUCAAAUGCGCGCCGGUUGUGCAAUGCUCAAGAGGGCGCCCUUUCAAAGUUUACCAUUGCUGCGGCGCAGUAAACUUUGCAUCUUGAUCCCCGACGACCGUGAGCUCGGUGAUCCACAGACGCCCGCACGGGUUGAAGACACCAAGACGCAGAGGAGCCGGCACAUCCGUCGCUGCUUCUCCGAGUUCUGCGAGCUGCGCGAGAAGCUCCUCGCACUCAUCGACGACGAGAUGGCCACGUACCUCACCAGCCCGGACAUGGACAACAUCGAGAGCAGCUUCAACACCAGGUCCAACGUCAGCUUGAGUGCCAGCGCUAGCUCCAGUGUCAGCACUUGUACCAGUAUCCCUAGCUGCGCCGGGACGUCGGCUGCUGCUUCGCUGACUCCGGGAUUCCACCACUACCCGUUGGUACCAACUCCAGCCUUCGCGAUGACGGUGACGGACCACAAGUAUCAGUCCUGCACCAGCAGAUAUCACCUCAGCUCCAGCAGCGAGGAGGACGCAGGCGGCAGUGACGACGAGACUCAGCGCUUCAACAACUUCGACUUCACGCGGCGAUUCUACCGCGAGUUCGGCCGCCAGGAAGAGCGCGCGGAGAUUUACGCGGACGACUCGGACGACGACGAGGAGAUGCAGAUGCUCAAGAAGACAUGGAGCGCUAUGCUCGAAAGCGAAACACACGAGCGCAAACUGUACCACAGCGGCAGUCACUUCGCCAUGCUGGAAAGCGCACGGCACUCACCGACUGAGACGUGGGCGAGACGCAUCGAGAUCGCAGGCAUCCACAACGCAGUCAAAUCUAAUGCAACCUUGAGCGCCACCUGCCCAGUUAGCACACAGAAGGCGCCCGAGCCAGCGACUCACAGAGCAGAGCAGCUCCUAAGUCGCCACCGAUCACACCAGCAACUUCCAGUCCAGCACUUCCCGACCUGCGCUUGAGUCGCGUCUGCAAGAAAAUACUCGUAAGCUAGUCAGUGAAUUAGGAAGUGAGUUUGUGUGAAUUACCACGCACAGCGCCACGGUUGGGAACGGCUGGAGUUCCAGGCCAUCGAAGGAAGUGGCCGCCAUCGUUCCCCAGCUUGGCGAAACUAUGAAGUAGGAGAGAAGUAAUCUAACAGGCCAUAGUACCAUUAAGUUGUCGACAUGCCCACACUCGCCGACUUUACAGUCGAUUCCAAAGCCUCCUCCUCCAGGAUCACCUUGUGUGCAAUCUGCACGAUGCGCUCGAAUGCCAGGUCAGAGUACCGUCGCCAGCAGACGUGGUCGCGCCACUGCCGAGUUGGAAGCUGCGGCGUCGUCAAUCCGUGAAAUACCUUGGCCACAGCGUAACUCGUCCAUUUGAUACCUUCAUCGUUGCUCGUGCUCUCUUCAGUAUCACUGCCCUCAAGCGGACCUCCACCGCCAAGACGGAGUUGAAUGAGUGAGCGUGUACCUCGCUCGAUAGCCUCGAUCAGAGACUCGGUCAGCGGCCGCAGCAUUUUCUGCAGCAAACGCUCAUCCUCGUCACCUUCGACGUCGUCUCCACCGGCUGCAGCAUCAUCCUUAUCGUCGUCGUCUUCGAAGUAACGUACCGGUUUGGUCUCGAGAGCAUGGGCCUUAUCAUCCAGAUCUUCUUCGUCUUCUUCAUCUUCGCCAUCACGCGCGGUUGACGUCGGAGAAGGCGCCGGUAGAGCUGCCGCGUACAGCGCUCCAUACAAAUGAGCGAGACGAGCAAGCUGGCGCGACUCGAGAUGCCCGUGCUUCGCAUACAACAGCUUCGUCCAUCGGUCCACGACUUCACUCUUCAUCUCGUCGGUCAGUUCAGCCCUCCAGCUCAACUGCAGCUGGAAUGCGGGCUGUGACAGCGAAAAGCGCUGGAUCUGACCAGUCUGUUGAGCCGCUCGCAAUUCUUGUAGCAGCCGACGCUCAUUCGUGGCGGCAGCGACCGCAGCAGCAUUGGUU
This is a messenger RNA of Phytophthora sojae, 2855 nucleotides long. RefSeq lists its product as hypothetical. NCBI's taxonomy places the organism in Eukaryota, Oomycota, Peronosporomycetes, Peronosporales, Peronosporaceae. The coding region runs from base 918 to 1853 and encodes 311 amino acids. The record is from RefSeq and is a predicted model, not a curated record. The transcript has 7 exons.